This is a messenger RNA of Pteropus alecto (black flying fox), 1363 nucleotides long. RefSeq names its product matrix AAA peptidase interacting protein 1 (gene MAIP1). The record is from RefSeq and is a predicted model, not a curated record. Gene Ontology annotation, molecular function: ribosome binding. Gene Ontology annotation, cellular component: mitochondrial inner membrane. The coding region runs from base 168 to 1043 and encodes 291 amino acids. NCBI's taxonomy places the organism in Eukaryota, Metazoa, Chordata, Mammalia, Chiroptera, Pteropodidae. Gene Ontology annotation, biological process: inner mitochondrial membrane organization; protein insertion into mitochondrial inner membrane from matrix. The transcript is spliced from 6 exons.
UGGUUGUUCACGCUCGUCCUCUUCCAAGUCCCGGGAACCUCGGCCCUAACACGUUCUUCAAUUUGUGAUCCGUCCGGAAACACAACCCGAAGAGUAUAGGUCCGCGUGGCGGAUGGACUCGCGAGACAGUACAGCACAAGCAAGCACAGAGGUGAAAGGUCACAAAAAUGGCGCUGGCCGCUCAACUAUUUCCCCGCUUUCUGCUCUCUCGGCCGUGGCUUGGUGGGGCUGCCCGGCUCCGGACUCCGGGUGCAGCUGAGGUGAGGCCGUCCUUGGCUGGACUUUGCUGUUUCUGCCGCCGCCACCUCGGCUCGGGAAUGACCCCAUUUCCUCGAGUCACUUUGUGUUCGGCAGCUUCAGCGCUGCCUGCUCGGGGGCCCCGUCGUCCCCUGCUCAGCCCUCCGGGGCUCUCCGCGGUUCUCCCCGCUUUCCCUGCCUGCCCUCGGCGCAGCUACAGCACCGAGGAGCAGCCCCAGCAUCGCCAGAAAACCAAGAUGAUCAUUCUGGGGUUCUCCAACCCCAUCAACUGGAUUCGGACUCGAAUUUACUCCUUCCUUAUCUGGGCCUAUUUCGACCAAGAGUUCAGCAUCGCAGAAUUCUCAGAGGGAGCGAAGCAGGCUUUUGCUCAUGUGUCCAAGUUGCUGUCACAGUGUAAAUUUGAUCUAUUGGAAGAACUUGUGGCCAAAGAGGUGCUACAUGUAUUGAAAGAAAAGGUUACUUCACUACCUGACAGCCAUAAAAAUGCCCUUGCUGCUGACAUAGAUGAAAUUGUAUACACUUCAACAGGAGACAUCUCCAUUUACUAUGAUGAGAAAGGAAGGAAGUUUGUUAACAUCCUGAUGUGCUUUUGGUAUCUAACCAGUGCCAAUAUCCCCAAUGAAACUUUAAGUGGAGCCGGUGUAUUCCAGGUUAAGUUGGGGGAUCAGAAUGUGGAAACUAAACAGCUUCUUAAUGCAAGCUAUGAAUUUCAGAGGGAGUUUACACAAGGAGUUAAGCCUGCCUGGACCAUUGCACGGAUUGAUCACUCAAAGUUGUUAGAUUAAGCUUUCUUGGAAAAAUCAGCUUUAUUGGACUUUUAGCAAUUGCUGUGAAACACUGAGGAAGAAAAGUUUUGGAUCAACUGAUCUUCACUUAGUCAAGUCUGUGGAUUACUUUUGUAUUAUUUCAGAAUACUCUGUAGUAUAUUAGCAUAAUACAAUAAAGCAUUUUCCACAGAUUGCUGUCACCUUCUGUAAAAGAGGUCAAAAUAAACUACAAAGCCUAUCGCUGAUGUUAUAUUCAGUAUCACUUCUAAUGUUACAUAUAUAUGUGUAUAUACACAAACUAAUUUGAUAGAUAAUAAAGAUAUCUAAAUGUUUCUAAA